Messenger RNA from Thelazia callipaeda (thelaziosis nematode), 477 nucleotides. The record is from the annotation of a GenBank genome assembly. Lineage: Eukaryota; Metazoa; Nematoda; Chromadorea; Rhabditida; Thelaziidae.
AUGUUUUUUAGACCGGAUUUGGCGCAAAUGGCAGCAAAAAUAGACUCACUAAAAAAGUGGACAGUAUCAACGUACAAAACAACAAAGCAGUCCAUUUGUGAAAAUUUGGGAAAGGUAGAGCGGACAGUUGACAAAGAAUUAGAAGAGCAGGUUGAACAACUAAAAAUUUUGCACAAGCACUACAAUCAGGUACUAACAAUGUCAAAAUCAUUCGCAACAAAUUUUCACCAGAUGAAUGAAGCACAAAAAAAUCUUGCUGAAUCUCUCUACCAGCUCUCAUUGAAAGAAAUGAAUUUGAGUACAGAAUGUUCUUCAAAUUGUGAUUCCUUGCGUUCAGUGGCUCAUAAUGGUGAAUUGCUGGAGCGAGCUUUAUCCUUUUUUCUUUCGUCAUUAAAGACGUUGUGUGAAAAAACAAUUGAAGAUACCAUGCAAACAGUCCGUAAUCAUGACCAGGUGUUUUAUUAUUGUAGUGUUUGA